Molecule: messenger RNA, 901 nt
Organism: Phascolarctos cinereus (koala)
Lineage: Eukaryota; Metazoa; Chordata; Mammalia; Diprotodontia; Phascolarctidae
Product: stonin-2-like
Source: RefSeq, a predicted model, not a curated record
UCAGUUCUGGCCUGAGUCACGACCUGGAGAGUUGCGCAACUAUGGAUUUCAGACUCUGAACGACCUGAGGAGGAAGACUUGGGAACACGGAGAAACCCCGAGUGUCUGCCCUGCCCCGCAUCCCCACUCCUCCUGCUUGGCUUCCCGCACUGCCCAAUUAGGUCGCUCCUCCUGCGUCUCCCCUGGCCAAUCAGGAGCGGCGGGAGCGAAGCUAGGGUAGGGAGCUCCUGAAGCCGUGGGCUCAGAGCGUAGCCGGAGCUCUCACUCUCCACGAUUCUUCCGUCGGGCGCCUGUCGCCUGCAUCGCCACCGCCACCGCAGCUGCCGCUGUGUGAUUUCCCUGCCGGCGUCCGUGGACCCUGCUGGCAGUAAUCGAGGGUGUUUUCACUCCAUUGGGAAGCCUGAAGAAAGAAGGAUCUGUCUCUAAGAAGUGAUUAUUACUCUUGGCUGUUUGGGUGCAUCGUUUACAACUUUCCUGUCACCAAGAUAUUGCCAAAGGGUCUCAUUGAAAUCAGCUGUGGAAAGAUGCCUCUCUAGUAUGACGACCCUUAGCAAUGUCAUCGCCACCCACCAGUCUGAGUGGGUAUCUUUCACUGAGGAGUCACUCUUUCCCGUUACUUCAGAAGGUGGCCCUGAGAAUCUUGUUACAGGGCUGUCUUCUUCCUCAGACAGGUCAGAGAGUUCCUCUGGGGAAAACCAGACAGUCGAUGGAGAAUCUCAGGACCUCUCUCACUCAGAGCAGGGUGAUAGCUCAGAGAAGCUGGGUCUCAUCUCAGAGCCAUCAUCCCCACCUGACAACGUCAUGCAGCCCAAAUCUGAUUUGGCCUCCGCCAUUAGCACCUGGGUUCAAUUUGAAGAAGAUACACAAUGGACCAGCACUUUGACAACUCACAAAGAAACAG